Messenger RNA from Myiozetetes cayanensis, 3324 nucleotides. RefSeq names its product G protein subunit gamma 2 (gene GNG2). Gene Ontology annotation, cellular component: heterotrimeric G-protein complex. The transcript is spliced from 4 exons. Gene Ontology annotation, biological process: G protein-coupled receptor signaling pathway. The record is from RefSeq and is a predicted model, not a curated record. Gene Ontology annotation, molecular function: G-protein beta-subunit binding. The coding region runs from base 322 to 537 and encodes 71 amino acids. Lineage: Eukaryota; Metazoa; Chordata; Aves; Passeriformes; Tyrannidae.
GAUGAGCGCAGACAAAGCUGGGUGGGGACUCGCCGCUCGGGGCUGCUGCUGACCACCCUCCUCCUCCUCCUCCUCCUCCGGCCGCAUCCCUCCGAUCCUCCCUCCUCCAUCCAUCCCUCCCUCCAUCCAUCCAUCACAAACGUCUGUCCAUCCAUCCCUCCAUCCCUCCGUCCGUCCGCCCCGCCGCCGCCGCCCGCCCCGCGGGGCACCGCCGCCCGUCUCCAGGUGGUGAGCGGCCGAGAGGAGCAGAUCUUCCCCUAGAGGCAGAGAUCAGCGGAGAGACCGGUUUCUGCCCGCCCGGGGAGCUUGCCUGGCCUGCCCAUGGCUAGCAACAACACUGCCAGCAUAGCGCAGGCACGGAAGCUGGUGGAGCAGCUGAAGAUGGAAGCCAACAUCGACAGGAUAAAGGUGUCCAAAGCAGCAGCAGACCUGAUGGCGUACUGCGAAGCCCACGCCAAGGAGGACCCUCUAUUGACCCCUGUCCCGGCCUCAGAAAACCCCUUUAGAGAGAAGAAGUUCUUCUGUGUGAUCCUGUAAACCGUGGAGGAGCCUGACGGGCACUCAGGCCACCCUGAACACUGAUGUAGAGUUUUUAGGAACGGGGACGACCUGCUAGUCCGCAGAAUUUAAACAAAAAAAUAAGUAAAAUACACGGCCUGGAAGCUACAGGGAUGUGCAUGUUUAAAGAACAUUUUGGGGGAAUAAGAUGAUCUGCAUUGCGAGGCAAAAGAUCUGAAGUCUGUAGAGUUGCCUAGAAAGAGAGAAAAAAAUAAUGUAAAGAAUAAAUCUGUGUCACUUUUCUGCUCACAAAAAUCGUUUGAUUGUUCCAUAUUCAAAGCACCAGAGCCGUGCUGAGCAAAGUAACUGCUAAGGAUGUGUAUAACCUUCUUGGAAUGAUAUUGUUGGUUUCUUUCCAAACUAAUAUUUUUUAUUUAAGUUGUCAGGUAUAUAGCAACAGGUUAGGUGACUUAUGAUGUUACUCAAUGUUUGGUCUUGUGCUUUUUUCAUUUCUGGUGGUGGCAGAGGAGGGGGGUUGAGUGACCCCACGGUGGGUUUGCUGGGGGGACACAGGCAGCUCCUGCCUGUCCCCCACGUGCUGGCAGCUCCGUGUUCCUGGCAAACCCCACUUUUUUUUACCAUUUUGUAUAUGGUUCUGCAAGUAAAAGUGAUUCAUGUGUCGUGGUUGGUGCUUCAUACUCCUGUGACGACGUUCGGUGGUAGUGCAUGAGAGUUUGUGUCCGUUCAUCCGCUCCAGACUUUUCUUUUCUAUCGUUUGGCUGGUGGAAGGAGCUGUAGGGAGGAGACUGAGGCGAUUCUGAAAGCAGAGAGAACUCCUGUGAUGCCUUAGACGUGCCUGAAAUACCUCCUGCGGUAGGGGCAGGUGCCACAACCCAGGCGAAGGGGCUCGGGGUGGCCCCUGCCCCCGGCCGCUGUGGGGUAGCUAAAAAUCUGAAAAUCAAAGUCAACCACUCCUUUCCGGGUCUUUCCUUUCUCCUACACCUCUGUGCCUCUGCCCUCCUCGCUUGGCCCUGCUGUUUGGCUUCCUGGUAGCACCUCCUUCCCUUGGGGCUGGUCUGGAAUGCUGCUUUGUGGGGGGAUGUUGGGCGGGAUGCCGCUCCACCAUGGGAUGCUGCUGCGUGGUGGGAUGCUGAUCCACCCUGGGGUGUUGCUUCAUGGUGGAAUGAUGCUUCAUGGUGGGAUGGCAUCCCCCAAGGGAUGCUGCCCCACCAGGGGAUGUUGCCCCAUUGUGGGAUGCUGCUUUUUAGUGGGAUGCUUCCGCCCCUUCCCACACCCACUGAAUCCCAUUCCCGCCUCACCACCUUGGGAAGGGGCAGGGGAGCAGCUUGGGGAGGUGCCUGAUCCCCUGUUUACACACAGCCUGAGCUCCCUGUCAGGCUGGGGAAUUAUUCCCAGCUCCGGUUCAUCCCCUCCCGGGGGACACACCCCACCUUUUUGGGCUCUGCCUCGGGUUCACACUUUUGAGGACGUGGCUUGUCUCUCCUUUCCACUGCUAAACACCCCCUGGCUUCCCCUGCUCUUCUGCACUCCUGGCAAACUUUGGGAAUCGUAACUUUAGGAACCAUAUUGUGGGGAUCUGAGUACAAAACGAGGUGGGUGUCUCACAAGGACUUGGUGGGGGGUCUGUGGUGACCUUACUAAACUAGUUGUGAACCAGGUAUCAGCUUAAUCCCUGUGGAUUCCAGAGGGCAAUAGUCUUUAGGUACCUUUGGGUGACUCUUUCUAGCCCGUAACAAGUGCUUUUUUGGUUUUUCUACCUUUUCAUACUCUUUUUCUAGUCUUCUACGGAGAAGGCCCGUUGUUCUUACACCGGACUCAAACCCUUUGGCACCUGGGAAUGUUUAUACUCCACGAGUAGCGUGGAUGGUCCCAGCCCCCCCCCACUCCCCACCGCGGCUUUUGGCCCUUCCUAACCCUCCCAACCCUCCAAUUUUUGAUCUUUUUACUACAGCUUGUUUAGCUUUAGGGUGAAGGAUGGAUGAAGCCGUUUGCUUCGCAGCUGGUUUCGCUCUUGGUGUUACCAAGAUGUGUAAAUACCCCAUCCUGGGUUUUCUGUCUGUUCUUUUUUUAACUCUGAUUUACCGUCACAGAGAGUGAAGCGCAGCCGGCCUGACCCGGGGCCUCCUACCCCCCAAACCCUUCCCAGAAAACACUGUCAUAAAGUGGUUUGUAAUAAUUUUUUUAAUGACUUGCCUAUUUUACGACUCGAAUUCUUAAUAACUAAGCGAUGAAAUAAACCUGCAUGAAGAAUAUGGGGGAAAGGGGGGAGGGAAUUUUGAAUUAACCCAAACUACUCAUUGAAGGUGUUUUAUGUUGCUGGGCUCUGUUUUAUGUUGGUAGUGGUGUUGACAUUGGUGUUCUGCCAGGUAUUGCACCCCAGUAUUUGUAUUUACACAGAUAUGCCUUUGUUAGCCAAGUAGAGAUCGCCUGCCAAGAUCAUUUUCCCCCUCCUCAACCAAAACACCAGCCAUCCUUCCAUCCCCAUGCUGUAUUUCCAGCGUGCUAUCAAAUGACAUUCAACCCCCAGGCUUUUAAAGAAAAAAAAUAUCUGGAGUACUGGAAAAGGACUCUUUUUUUUUUUUUUUUUUUUUUUUUUUUUGGCCUGCCAAGGUUGCCAGUGGUGGUGGUGGUGGGGAAAUCCAUUCCUUGGGUGCCAAAAAAAAAACCUGCCACUGCCAGGUUUUUGGGGGAAGGGGUGGCUGUGAGAGGAAGCCAGGGCGGGGAGGUCGGCAUCGUGAUGUAGCGCAUCCCCCAUCCCACGUGGUCUGUGUACUCGUUGGAAAUAAACUUUUGGAUUUGUUUCAA